This is a messenger RNA of Vicia faba (fava bean), 435 nucleotides long. Lineage: Eukaryota; Viridiplantae; Streptophyta; Magnoliopsida; Fabales; Fabaceae. The record is from the annotation of a GenBank genome assembly.
AUGACUUCCUUCAUAAAAACCUCCUUUCUAUUUUCUCUCAUCACUCUCUGCACCUUUACAUACACACAAGCAGCAACAGUCGAGGUCAAAAACAACUGCCCCUACAAAGUAUGGGCCGCAGCCGUACCAGGCGGUGGUAAGCCUCUAAACACAGGCGAAUCAUGGACCAUCACCGCAUCUGCAGGCACCCAAAAAGCCCGUGUAUGGGCCCGAACCGGAUGCAACUUCGACAACUCAGGCAACGGUCAUUGCCAAACCGGUGACUGCGGUGGUGUCCUAAAUUGCCAAGCUUACGGUAGCUGUGGGGCUACUGAUUAUUCAAGAUAUUUUAAGACUAGGUGCCCUGAUGCUUAUAGUUACCCAAAGGAUGAUGCUACAAGUACAUUCACUUGCCCCGGUGGAACCACCAAUUACAGGGUUGUCUUUUGCCCUUAA